Molecule: messenger RNA, 575 nt
Organism: Ambispora leptoticha
Lineage: Eukaryota; Fungi; Glomeromycota; Glomeromycetes; Archaeosporales; Ambisporaceae
Source: the annotation of a GenBank genome assembly
AUGCAACGGCAUCACGAAGAAGGUUCAACACCUCCUCCACCUUACACUCUAGUGGAUCACUUAAACACUUCUGCGAGUAGUUCGACAGUAGCAGCCAAUAACAACAAUAACACUUCGUCGUCGUUUAGCCAAAAUCAAACAAACGGAAACAAUACCCUAAAUAUCACACCACAAUAUCAUUCUCAAAAUCCAUAUCCGGCAACAGUAAUUUCAACAGAUUCUGAUUAUCGCCUCGCUCAAAAGCUUCAAGAAGAAGAAUAUGCGUUAGGAAUGGAUCAAAAUCCGUAUGAACCUUAUCCUUCUCGUAGAAUACAUGGUGGUGAAUCAUCAACUUCUAUUCUUCCUACAUCACAUCAUCAAAGAGUUCCAAUGCCUCCAAUACCAGAACAUUAUACGUGUAAUUAUCAUCACUCGUAUCAAAAUUCUGGUGGCACGACUGGAAAUUAUUAUUCUUCAGCACAAUCUCAUCCAUUCUAUAAUGCACCUUAUUAUAAUUAUCAACAACAACAUCAUCAACAUUUAGCAUAUCAGCAUGAAGAGGAAGAGGAUAAUUCACCAGGAUGCUUGACUGGAUU